GCCCGGCCCCGGUGGGCGGGGGUCUGAGCGGCCCGCCGGGGGCCGGGGGGCCAGGACCGGGGGACCGGGGGGUGGUCGUCCGACUCAUGAAGAACAAGCUGAAACGCAAAGGAGCGUGCGGACCCUUCGGCUGCGACCUGGGGGAGUUCCUGGACCGCUCGGGCCAAGAUGUCCCGUACGUGCUGAGGAGCUGCGCGGAGUUCAUCGAGACGCACGGCGUCGUGGACGGCGUCUACCGCCUCUCCGGGGUCACCUCCAAUAUCCAGAAACUGAGGCAGGAGUUUGUGUCGGACCAGUGCCCGGACCUGAGGCGGGAAGUUUACCUCCAGGACAUCCACUGCGUGGGCUCCCUCUGCAAGCUCUACUUCCGCGAGCUGCCCAACCCCCUCCUCACCUAUGACCUCUACCACAAGUUCACGGAUGCCGUCUCCCACUGCCCGGAAGAGGGGCGCCUGGCCCGGAUUCAGCAGGUCAUCCGUGAGCUCCCCGCCCCCCAUUACAGGACCCUGGAAUACCUGAUCCGACAUCUUAGCCGCGUCGCGUCCUUCAGCCGACUGACAAACAUGCACGCCCGGAAUCUGGCGCUGGUGUGGGCUCCCAACCUCCUCAGGUCGAAGGACACGGAGGCCGUCGGCUGCAACGGCGACGCGGCCUUCCUGCAAGUGCGGGUCCAGCAGGUGGUCAUCGAGUUCAUCCUCAACCACGUGGAACAGAUCUUCAGCCCCACCGACGGCCCCCCGGGGACCCCCCACGAGAACCGCCCGGUGGUGAAGAGCCUGACCCUGCCGUCGCUGUCGUCGGCGUCGAUGAAGCUGGUGUCCCUGGAGGAGGCCCAGGCCCGCGGCCUCGGCCUCGGCCUCCCCGCCCGCAAGGAGCGCAGGGAGAACAGCCUCCCCGACAUCGCCGUCGCCCCCGCUCCCGCCGCCCUCUUCCACACCGUCCUCGACUUCCCCGACAACAAGAGGAAGCUCUCCAGCAAAUCGAAGAAAUGGAAGUCGAUAUUUAACCUGGGCCGGUCGGGGCCGGACGCCAAGACCAAGCUGAGUCGGAACGGAAGCAUCUUCGUCAGGGGACAGAGACUGACCGAAAAAGCCACCAUCCGGCCUGCAAAGAGCAUGGACUCCCUGUGCUCUCUGCCCGUGGAAGGGGACGACACCAAGGGCGUCCUGAAGCGAACCCUGGCGACCGGCGGCUUCUUCGUCCCGGCCACGAAGCGGCCCCCGGCCGGGCCCGGCGGCCCCGGGGACCCGAGCGGCGAGGAGGAGGCGGGCGGCGCCUGGGGGCCGGCGGAGGGAGGGUCCCCCCGCGCCCCCCCGGGCCGCCCGCCCCCCGAGCAGCUGAAGGUGUUCCGCGCCCUGCAGCCCCCCGAGCCGGAGCAGGGCCCCCCGAAGAUGCUGGCCAUGUUCUACACGUCCGGCGAGGGGGCGGCCCAGGCCCAGGCCCAGGCCCAGGCCGGCUUCGGCCGCUUCCCCGCGGCGGAGGGGUCCCCCCGGCCCCCCCGCCAGGCGCUGGACAUCUCGGAGCCCUUCGCCGUGUCCGUGCCCCUGCGGGUGUCCGCCGUCAUCAGCACCAACAGCACGCCCUGCCGCUCGCCCGCCCGGGGCAGGCCGCCGCCCCCCGGCCCGGAGGGCGAAGGGGCCGCAGCUUCGGUUCCCGAGCAGACGCGGGCCGCCACGGAGCCGGAAUCGGAGGCCGCCGCCGCCGCCGCCGGGACGGCGGGGGCCGAGGCGGAGACGGAGGCGGCGGAGAGCCGGACGUCCGAGGCCGGCGGCCAAGACGGGGUCGUCGGCGUUGCCGUCGACGUCGAGCCGCCUCCGCGGCGGGACCCGGACCCGGCCGGGGCCCCCGGGGAGGCCCGGGCCGGGGAGGAAGACGCGCGGCGGCCAGUAGAGAGCACGGGCGCCCCUGGCCAAUGGAGCCCCGGCCCGCGGGAGGCCGCGGGGGUCCGGGCCGAGCCCCCGGGUCCCCCCGAGGCGGACGAGGACCGCCUCUCGUGGCCGGACCCGCACCUGGAGUUGAAGAUCGUCGAGGCGGAGGAGAUCCCGGGCCCUGAGCCCCCCUCCCCGCGGACGGACGCCGCCGCCCCGGACGUCCGGGGGGACCCGCGGGACCGUCCCCCGACCCCCGAGCGGCCGGCGGCUCCCGGGGUCCCCCCGGGGCGGGCCGAGAGCCCGGAGCCGGCCACGCCGGGCGCCGAGGGGCGCGAGGACGAGGCGCUGUCGGACGGGGCCCCCCAGGGCCCGGAGCUGGAGGAGCCCUGGGAGGAGCCGCAGUGGGUCACCAGCCCCCUGCACUCGCCCACCCUCGGGGAGGACCCCCCGCCCCCGCCCCGGCCCCCGCUGGGCCGCAGCCACUCCCUGGACGGCGCGGGCCCGGCCGGCGCCCCCACCCCCCGCGUGGCCCCGGCCCCCGCGCCCGCCCGGGGCCGGGCCCGGCCGGCCUCCCUCGACCUGGACGCGGCCUCUCCCGCCGCCGACUUCUUCGCCUUCCAGGCCGCGUGCUCGGGGGUCCCGGGGGAGGGCGGCGCCCGGCGGCCCGGCGCCCCCGGCUCCCGGGAGGAGGACGCGGACCCCCCGCCCGCCACCCCCGCCGUCACCGGCCGCCGCAACUCGGCCCCGGUCAGCGUGUCGGCCGUGCGCACCUCCUUCCUGCUGCGCAUGGGCCGGGCCCGGGCCGUGCCCGUCGUCCCCCCGAAGGUCCAGUACACCCAGGUCCCGCGGCCGCUGCCCCCGGCCCCCGCCGCCGCCCCCCGGCCCCCGCCCGGCCGCCGCCCGGGGGACGGGGACGAGGAGGAGGAGGGCGAGGAGGAGGAGGAGGAACGGGCCCCGACGGGCCCGGACUCGGCGCCCCCCGAGGCCGCCCCCCAGGACGCCCCCGUCCUCCGCCGGAAGCGGGCGUCGGACGCGGGCAGGCCCGGGGGCGCCCCGCUCUCCUCCAAGAUGGAGCGGUCCUCGGGGGGCUCCACGCCCUUCUUCCGGGCCAGGCCGGGGCGACCGCAGAGCCUGAUUCUGCUGGGCCCGCCCUUCCCCGUCACGGACCCCCCGUCGGCCGCCGACCCCCGCGGGGCGGGUCCCGCCCUCCCGGACGCCCCGGGGCCCUGCGGCGCGGAGCCGGGCCAGGCCCCGUGGGUCAGCCUCAGGAACAAGAUGACCAUCCCCAAGAACGGCCAGCGGCUCGAGACCUCCACCAGCUGCUUCUACCAGCCCCAGCGCAAGUCGGUCAUCCUCGACGGGCGGAGCGGACGGCAGACGGAGUAGGGGGCGACCCCGGCCCGCCCGAGCGCCCCGCCGGCCCCUUCCCGCCGCCGGGCCGGCCUUCGGGUCGGCCGCCCGCCCGCCUCCCGUUCCCGCUCCGGGGCCCGGUGGGCUCCCGCCCGUCCGCCCGCCUCCGUUCCUCCCCCCGCCUCCGGGGGGCUCCCUCCUCGGCGGGGUGAGACCGGGCGAGGGCCAACGGGGGCGGGCCAGGCUUCGGCCAAGCGGCGCGGGCCUUCCCCGCUUCCCCCGGGGUGGGGACGAGGCACCGACACGCUCCCGCUCCGGCUCGGCCCUCGCCGGCCCCCCCGGUAGAGGAGGGUCUCCCCCGCAUCCCUCCCACCGUCGGUCGAGGGCAAGUCGCCGCGGACCACCCCCUCUCAGGCCCCCCGCGACGGCAUCGUCAAGCCCGCCCCCGGACGGUUGCUGGUUUCCGAGCCCCGGAGGGCCUCGCCUCCUCGGAGGGGUCAGGAGCCGAUCCGACGGGCCCCCCGCCCCCCCCGGGGGGUGGGACCGGCCGGGAAGGCCCCUCCGCCCGUCCCCCAGAUCUCCCCGGCCGCCCCCGAGCCGCGGCCCCCCCUCCGACCGCGCUUGAAGGAAUCAGAAGAGCGUCAGGCCGGCCUCUCCGGAGGGCCUCGCGGGGAGACGGGUCAGGGGUCGGCGACGUCUCCCGCCCGUCGGGUACCGCCUGAGGCCGGGAGGCCGGGGGCCUUCCUGCUCGAGAGCAGACGGGCCCCGGUCAGUCGGGGCCCGCGGUGCCGGCGAGCCAGGAUUUUUUUUCUUUAUGGGAUCUGUGAGCGCUUACUCUGUGCGAAGCACCGUCCUAAGCGCCGGGGUGGACACCGGAGAAUCGGUCCGGCGCCGGUCCCCGGCCCGCUCGGGGCUCCCGGUCUCCAUUUCACAAGAAACGAGGGAACCGAGGCCCAGUGAAGUGACUCGCCCGAGGUCACACGCCGCAGACGAGUGGCGGAGCCGGGAUUAGAACCCACGACCUGCCGACCCCCAGGCCCGGGCUCCACCCUCAGCCGCUUCGCGCGCUUUCGGUUCUCGCCCCUAACGCGCCCGCGGGGCCUCUUCCUUAUCGGACUCCCAAGGCGGGGGCCCGGCGCCGUCGAUCGGCGACCCCGUCCUUGCCGGUUAACGUGCCAUUCUGCGUAUAACCUACGUAUUUAUGGAACGACCGCAGGUCGACCGAACCCCGGACUUCCUCGGUUUCCAACCGCGCUUCCGGGACCGGGGGAGGGGGUGGGCGCGAAGACCCGGGCCCCUCUCUCGGCCCUGCCGUCCCCCCGCGGCCCGAGCGGAGCGGCCAGCCGGGCAUCGGGGCCGAGCGGCGAGGUCGGCGCGGGGCCGGUGCUGCCGGCCCAGCUUUAAGAGCCCUCGAAGGCGGGGUGACCCCGAGCCGGUCAGUCCUAUUUAUCGAGCGCUUACCGUGUGCCGAGCACUGCCGAAGCACUUCGAUAGAACGGAGCGGGUGGACGCCUUCCCUCCUCCCCCUCUCUCCGGCGCCCCGGGUCGCCAACCCCCCCGGUAUCGUUUUUAUUCCGGUAUCUGUUGCGCGCUUACUACGCGUCAGGCACCGUUCUAGGCGUCGGGGAGACGGAGGUUGAUCGGGUCGGACGCGGUCCCCGUCCCAUCCGGGGCUCCUAGGGGGGAAGACUGGCAUCGAGUCCCCAUUUUACAGACGAAGAGAGCGAGGCCCAGAGGAGGGAAGCGCCCUGCAGGCGAGGGGCGGAG
Messenger RNA from Ornithorhynchus anatinus (platypus), 4988 nucleotides. RefSeq names its product Rho GTPase activating protein 31 (gene ARHGAP31). Gene Ontology annotation, biological process: small GTPase-mediated signal transduction. The record is from RefSeq and is a predicted model, not a curated record. Gene Ontology annotation, molecular function: GTPase activator activity. The transcript is spliced from 13 exons. Bases 87 to 3257 code for a protein of 1056 amino acids. Lineage: Eukaryota; Metazoa; Chordata; Mammalia; Monotremata; Ornithorhynchidae.